Molecule: messenger RNA, 3372 nt
Organism: Monoraphidium neglectum
Lineage: Eukaryota; Viridiplantae; Chlorophyta; Chlorophyceae; Sphaeropleales; Selenastraceae
Exons: 14
Coding region: 1-3372 (1123 amino acids)
Biological process (GO): cytoplasmic translational initiation
Cellular component (GO): eukaryotic translation initiation factor 3 complex
Source: RefSeq, a predicted model, not a curated record
AUGUCGUCCGUCCGAUUGGCCGAGGUCUCAGAGGAGGACAGCGUGACGGCCGUCAUCGCGUUCCUGCAGAACCUGCUCAACGAUGGGCAGGAGGAGGCCAAGGCGGACUCUCCUGGCGCCCUAUUCGCGGCCGAGAGUCAGAAGUUGGUCGACGCAAACCGUUGGGACGAGCUCAUCACGCUGCUUGGCUCGCACAUCGGCCUGAUCUUCGGCUCGGCCAGCGCCAAGGACGCCGAGUGCUGCCUGGCGGUGCUAGCGCACCUGGUGAAGAAAGUGGUGUCCACCAGCGGCGAGGAUGCAGAGCGCGCGGCGGCGGACAAGCUGGCGGCCGCCCUCUCGGCCAAGCCUGAGGAGUCUGCAGAGGGAAAGCUCAACGGGCUGCUGGCGCUGUACGCCGCCGCCAAGGGGCCGGUCACCAAGUACCACGUGCUGCUGCAGGUGCUGCGCUUCGCGCGCGCCAGCAAGCCGCUGGCGGGGCAGCUGGCGACCGCGGUGCGCGGCCACGUGCACGACUGGGCGCAGCAGUGGCGGCUCAGCGACAAGGCGGCGCACGACCUGUACUCGGAAGCCGCGCAGCUGCUCAAGGUGGUGGGUGACCGCCCCAGCCACCGGGAGUACCUGCGGCUGGCGACCGACGCGCUCGCGCUGGUCGCGGCUGGCGACGCGGCCGGCCUCGCGGCGGCAAAGGGCUUGGCGACGCAGGCUGUCAAGGACUGGAUCGCCGCUCCCGACAACUUCACCUGCGACUUUAUCGAGCUGCCCGCCGUCGCCCAGCUGGACCAGGACGCGGCCGCAGCGCCGUACCUGCGCCUGCUGCGCGCGAUGCUGGCCGGCGACAUGGCGGGCUACAAGGCGGCGGCGACGGCGGCGGUCCUGGAGGGCGUCCCCGUGACACAGGAGGCGAGCCUGGAGAAGAUUAGGCUGAUGGCGCUGCUGAGCGUCGCGUCGCGUGCGGCGGGCGGCGCCGUCGCGCUGUCCGAGGUUCAGGCGGCGCUCGACAUCCCAGAGGACCAGGUCCAGCCCUGGAUCAUCACUGCCAUCGGCCGCAAGCUGAUUGAGGGCAAGAUUGACCAGGUUGCGCGCACGCUGACGGCCACGCGCUGCCACCGCCGCGCGUUCGGCAACAGCGAGUGGAGCUCCCUCGCGCAGCAGCUGGCGGGCCUGAGCCAGAGCCUGGAGCAGGUGUCGGACAUGAUCGAGUCGCAGCAGGAGCAGGUGCAGCAGCAGCUCCAGCAGCAGCACGGCAGCGGCGCGGCGGCGGGCGGCGGCAAGCAGCAGCCGGACCCCCCGAUGGCAACCCCCGAUGCGAUAGACGCUGUCAAGGCCCCUGACAAGACCCGAGACGGCCCUGCGCACGCGCCGGCCGCCACCUCUGAUGCCAUCAGCGGCGCAGCCCGAGCCGCCUCGCCACUCCCAGGCCCCCCUUGGACCCAAGAAACGAUCUUGAAUAUCUUGAUUGAUCUCAAGGCCAAGCUGGGGGCGAACAAGGAUGCCCUUGAGGCAUGCCGGGAGGACCGUAGGCAGCUCGUGGAGGAGCUGGAUGACAUGCUCAACCGGCUCAACACAGAAACGGCGCUGCGUGCGCGCGCUGAGGCCGAGGCCUCCAGCCUGAGGGAGGAGCUGGGCGCCGCUCGCGCGGAUGUGCAGAGGCUGGAACGCAAGCGCGCUGAGGCGGCCGCCGCGCAACUAGCCGCGCAGGACGCCGCGGCGCGCGCGGCGCGCGAUGCGCGGGAGGCGGUGGAGGCGGCGGGGGCGGAAGCCGCGCGGGAGCACGCGCGCACGGCGCUGGCCGCGGCGGAGCGCGAGCGGGGGCUGGCGGCGCUCGUGGAGGAGGCGAGGCGGGCGGCCGCUGAGGAGCGGGCGCGCGCGGCGCGCCAGAUCGCAGCAGCGCAGCAGGAGGUGUGCAACCAGGUCAACCUGGCGCACAGCGCCGCGCUGGAGGAGAUGGCGGCCAGUGAGCAGCGCACAGCGGCGGCGGCCGCGCUGCAGGCGGCCUCGCUGCGCGCGGCGGCCCAGAAAAUUGAGGCCGCGGCCAGGGCCGAGAAGCUGAAGCUCCAGAGGCAGGUGCAGCAGGCGCAGGACGCGACGAUUGCCGAGAAGCUGUUUGUCAACAAGGCGGAGGCCGGGCGCGCGCUUGCCGAGCAGCGCGCGGCGGGUCUGGAGCAACAGCUGACGGCUGCGAGGGACGGCUUUGAGGGCCAGGUGCAGGGGCUGCGUGAGCGCCUGCGUGCGGCGGAGGCGCGGGCGGUGGAGGGCGAGCGGCGCGCGGAGAAGGCGGAAGAUGAGCUGCGGGAGGCGCGCUCACAGGUCGCCGCCCUGAGCCGCGACUGUGCAAAGCUUCGCCGCGAGCUCACCGAAACGCGCUUGAUGGCGAUUCAAUCUACCAACAUGCUGGCCGCCAUAUGGGCCACCAGCGCAGUGUCGCCCACUGGGGACUGCGCCGCGACCGCGGGUGGCGGCGGCAGCGGCUCCGGGGGACUGCCACUGCUUGGCGCAGGCGCCAGUGCAAAGGGUGGCGCGCUGGUGCCGGCAUUUCCUGUGCCAGAUGUGGCGGUGGCAGGGCAGGGGCCCCUGGAUGCACGAAAAGCAGCGCAGGAGCGGGAUGCGCAGCAGCAGCAGCAGCAGCAGCAGCAGCAGCAGCAGCAGCAGCAGCAGCAGCAGCAGCGCGGGCGUCAGCAGCGGCAGCAGCAGCAGCAGCAGCAGCAGCAGCAGCAGCAGCAGCAGCAGCAGCAGCAGCAGCAGCAGCAGCAGCAGCAGCAGCAGCAGCAGCAGGAGGCUCGCGAUCACAAUCGCCGUCAGGAUGCCGCACCCGCCAUAGUGCCCUUGGGCAUGGGGCCCAUAUCUGGCCUCUCCAGCACCACUGCCAUCUGCAGCGCCUUCCCGGCAGGUGCCACUGCCAGCGCUGCGGCGUCGCCGGCCGCCGGGGCAUUGCCAAACCCCACUGACACGGGCUUGGCCGUUGCACAGCAGCAGGAGCAGCAGCUGGUGCAGCAGCUGGUGCUGCAGCACCAACAGCAGCGGCUCCAGGCAGGUGCGGCUUCGGGCGAGAGGGCUGACAGCCUGCCGCCAGACACGGCCGCCGCCGGCGACGGUGUUGCGCUCAAGGGCGCGCGCGGCGACGACGGCUGCGGUGGGGGUGAGGGCGGCGCUGCUGCCGAGGAGCGCGCGGGCUGUUUGACCCUGCGCCCUGCCACCGCUGGCGGCAGCGGCGGCGGCAGCGCGGCUGCAAGGAAGGACGGGGCUGCGGGGAGCAAGGAGGUGGCAGCUGCGGGAGAAGCAAGGCAGGACGUGACGGCGCUCUGCCCCAUGUUGGGGGCUCCGCAAGGCGCCACGGGGCCCUGGCCGCUCGCGCCGCGGCACGUGAGGCGUUGA